AUGAAGGGCCCCACGGGUACUUUGAAAGUUGAAUUUCGCAACGGAGUGGACUCGUCCGGCGAGGCUCCAAUAAGCCGUGAUACUGACCACUCGAUCAACGAUGAUGCACCAUAUACCAUAGGAUGGAUAUGCGCUCUGCCGCUGGAGCAGACGGCAGCCAUAGCGAUGCUUGACGAGAUUCAUGACAAUAUACAGGUCUCUAAGGCACUCAACGACUGUAAUACCUAUACGCUGGGCUCCAUUGGCAAACAUAAUGUUGUCGUAGCCUGCCUACCGAAGGGUCAGAUGGGAACGGUGUCAGCAGCAACAGUCGCAACACGCAUGGUCUCAACAUUCCCAUCCAUCAAAAUUGGACUUUUGGUUGGGAUUGGGGGCGGUGUGCCGCCUACAGUCAGGUUGGGCGAUGUUGUCGUCAGCACUCCCACUACGAACUCUCCGGGAGUGGUUCAGUGGGACUUUGGGAAAACGAGAUCUACCGACAAUGGCAAGGCCACGGAGUUUGAACGAAUUGGGGUACUCAACAAGCCUCCAACUUGCCUGCUCACGGCAAUCUCCAAGCUUGAGUCUCUUCAUGCCCUGCGUGGCUCGCAGAUUCAGAAAUACCUGGAUGAAAUGGGAAACAGGUGGCCUCGCCUUCUUCCCAAGUACGCAAGGUCUGCCGUCCUUCAUCGGGACUUCCUGUUCUCAGCGAGCUACUGCCACGUAGGCGAGAAGCUAGAAGAUGCGAACGCUCAGGGCUCAGGCUGUGAGGAUGGUCACAUAGCGAGCUCUUUCACAUUGGUAGGUUCAGCUUGCCGAUCCUGCGAUCCAAAGAAAGCCGACGAGAGAAACCAUGAAGGCGACAUUCAAAUCCACUAUGGCCUUGUCGCUUCGGGCAACCAAGUAAUCAAGGAUGCCAUUUCUCGAGACAGGCUGAACAAACAACUGGGUGGCAACGUCAUGUGUAUCGAGAUGGAGGCGGCAGGCUUGAUGCCAGAUUUCCCCUGUCUGGUGAUUCGGGGAAUAUGUGACUAUGCAGACUCGCAUAAGAACGGCAUCUGGCAAGAAUACGCUGCAGCCUCUGCGUCCGCAUUCGCCAAAGAACUACUCAGUCACGUAGACUCGAGCGACAUUCAUAGAGAGAAAUCAAUACAGCUGAUGAUCCAGGACGGACUUACUCGAACGCGGUGCUUCCGUUUUGAUAUGGGUUCAGAUAGCCAUAUGCUAAUAGACAUCGCCGCAGAAUCUGGAAACAUUGAAGCACUGAAAACCUUCGUGAAUAAGAGCUCCAACCCCUUCGGCCGCCGCGUCGACGGGUCAACCUGUCUCAUCAGGGCUGUGAAAGGCAGCAAGGUACGAUCAGUCAUUGCCUUGAUACAAGAGGGCUGCGACGUCAACAUGACAGACGUAGACGGAAGAUCACCUCUUUCAUUUGCAGAAAGGCACUCCGACGGGGAGAUAGUCACGAUUCUCCUUGACAACCAUACCGUCGUCAAUAAUGUGGAUCGUUGUGCGAUAUCCCCUCUCGCAAUUGCGGUGGAGCUCGGGAACCUAGACGUCAUCGAGAUGUUUCUCGGGAGAGAGGCCCUCCUCGUCAACACGAACAUUUUCAUAGGGUGGGCCCCAGAGUUCAAGCAACUCGGUGGUCGCAUGGUAAGGUGCAAGAGGUUCCCCCGAGAAAAAGAUAUAUCCACAGAAUUUUGUAUGACGCCUUUGUUUCUGGCAUCUGCCUUGGGUUUCACCGAGAUAACAGACUUGUUGAUAAGCUACGGAGCGAACCUCGACACCCAAAGGUCCGAUGGACAGACUGCGAUGACCAUUGCGUCCAAAACUGGGCUUAAAGAUAUGAUCAAGUUGUAG
Colletotrichum siamense is the source of this 1839-nucleotide messenger RNA. RefSeq names its product Ankyrin-1 (gene ANK1-1). Gene Ontology annotation, molecular function: catalytic activity; protein binding. The transcript has a single exon. The record is from RefSeq and is a predicted model, not a curated record. Bases 1 to 1839 code for a protein of 612 amino acids. Gene Ontology annotation, biological process: nucleoside metabolic process. NCBI's taxonomy places the organism in Eukaryota, Fungi, Ascomycota, Sordariomycetes, Glomerellales, Glomerellaceae.